Messenger RNA from Clunio marinus, 3314 nucleotides. NCBI's taxonomy places the organism in Eukaryota, Metazoa, Arthropoda, Insecta, Diptera, Chironomidae. The record is from the annotation of a GenBank genome assembly.
AAAUAGAUUCUAUAUAAAACAAAACACCAAAAUUGAAAAAGAUUUAAUUAAAAAAAGUAUCUCGAACGAAGUCUAAAACAAGUCUUUGAAAAGUAAACAAUUUAAUUUUGGAUUCUGUUCAAGAACACCUACAUCUCAAACAACUACAUCGUCGGCUUCUUAAGAACCUCAGGUGAUUUUCACCCACAUUACCUAAAUAAAGGCUCAAAUAGUGAUUUGAUAAGAAAAAAAGAAACAAUACGUUAAGAGAAAUGGCCGCAGAAGUUGAAAAUCCACCAGUUACAGCAUCCGAGGAGAAACAAGAAGAAGCACCAGCACCAGCUGUUGAGGCACCAGCUGUUGAAUCCGCAAAGGAUGGUUCAGUCCCAGCGGAAGAAGCCAAAGAAGCUAUCGUUGUUGCCAAGGAUGCAGCUCCUAAAAAACUCAACGUGUUCAAACAGAACUUUGAUAAGGACGUCGUCUACUUGUACCAAUUUGCACGCACCACUUCUCUUCCAUCUCUGUCACCUUAUGUGCUCAAAGUUGAGACUUGGCUUCGCCUGACUGGAUUGAAAUAUGAGAAUGUUGAUCAUAAGUUCAAGUUUCACUCGAAAAAAGGACAAUUGCCGUUCAUCGAGCUCAAUGGACAACAAAUUGGUGAUUCAACCACCAUCAUUAAGGAACUGUCACAAAGAUUUGAUAAGGACAUUGACGCCGGCUUGACCAAGGAACAGAGGAACAUUUCUCAUGCCAUGAUCUCGAUGGUCGAAAAUCAUUUGACGUUCGUUAUUUUAUCAUGGAGAGCUAAAAAUCCUUCAGAAAUGAUUAACGGAUAUAAAAUCAAUUUCCAACAAUCAUUGGGAAGUAAAAUCCCCAAUGCAAUUUUGAGCUUCUUCUUUAGACUCAAUUAUGGCCACCGAGCAUCGAAGAUUGUCAAAGCUCAAGGAAUCGGUGUACAUAAACCCGAUGAAAUUGUCGAAUUGGGCAAGGAGGAUUUGAAUACUUUAUCAGAAUUACUUGCUGACAAGCCAUUCUUCUUUGGUGAUGAACCAUCUCUGUUGGAUAUCGUCGUAUUUGCAUCAACAGCUCAAAUCUAUUUCAUUUCGGACGAAGCUAAAUAUGCUUUGAAGGAAUACAUGGUUGAACAUUGCGCAAAUUUGAUUGGACAUGUAUCACGCAUCAAGGAACGUUGCUAUCCUGAUUGGGAAGAGAUUUGCAACAAUUUAGAAUUAAAUCCACAUUUACCAAAACCAGAGCCAGAAGUUAAGGAGAACAAGGAAGGCGCUGAUACAGAAAAAGCCGCUGAACAAUCUGCUGAAACAGAAGAGUUAGUAAAAGAAAAGGUCGAAGAAAAGAUCGACGAAAACAAAGAGAAGGAAGUAGCAGCACAGUAAAGACAUAAGACGAGAACGUCAUCAAUCGAUCUCCCCACAAUGCGAGACGAUCACAUUUUAAGAUCAAUCAAUCUUCUUGUUUUAUAAUUUACUCAACUUUUUGGGUUUUCAAAAAAUAGUUUUGAAGUAAUUGACAAAGAAACUCAAAAGGAAAAAAAAUGCAAAAAAGACUCAAAACGAAAAAAACUUUUUUUUUUCGAUGAUAUUUUUACAAACAUAUUUAGCUUAAAAUAAUUUAAAUAAUAAAAAGAAGUGUUUUUGAUUUUUAUGUAAGAUCACAUGAAAGUGAAAUUUUCCCACCAACUCAUUUUUUUUAUUAAGAAGAAAGACAAAGAAGACGCAUGUUGGAUGUGGAACUUGAUAUCUUGAUUCGUUGUUUGUUUUUUAAAAAAGAAACAACAAAUAAGAUUUCAUCUUCCAUUUAAUCUUUUUUCUUUUCUUUGCUAGCAAGAAUAAAGAGAAAAUUUCAUAGCAAAACUUCUUAGAUCCAUUGAAACAACAUUUAACAUUAAUAAACACUCAUAAACACUUUUGCACAAUUGAAUUGCAUUUCUACAUUUCUUAAAUAUAUUCGGAAGAAGGUUUUCUGACCGAAUCUCAAAUGAUUUCACAGAUUGCCACUGCCACAACAAGAACAUUCUUUGAUUAAACUUCAUAAACAUUAAAAAAAUGACAAGAAAAUCAUUCAAUUUACAAUUUACUUUAACAUUUUAUAUGUUUGAUAUUUACUUUAAAUAAAUCCAUGAUACACAUCUACACGCAUUAUUACUAAAUAAAAAAAUAUUUAAUACAAAAAGACGAAAAGGAAGGAAAAAUGAAAAACUUUUUUGCAUUUUUUUACAUGUAUAUUUGAUAAGGUUUAAAUGAAAGAAACUCGUAGUAAUUAGGUAAUUGACAUUUAUAAUAUAAAAAGAUUGUCCCAUGAAAUUGUCUUUUGAUUGCAAUUGAUAGUUAUUAGUGAUAUUCGCUAUUGGGUUGCGUGACACUUUCACGAAAGCUUUCUUUUCGUUUCUUUUUAGAAAUUUAUUGCACAGCUUUCGGGAAAGUGUUUCAACCAAACCAUGGUGUUGCAUUUUUUUUAAAAACUAAUCAAAAGACAGUAAAAGAAAAAAAUCACUGAUGCGGAUAUUGACAUGAAAGAUCUUUGUGAAUGACAAGCUUAUUAAACAUUUAUAUUCAUGCUGCAGAAAUAAUUAUAAUAUGGCUACUUUUGAAGGAAACAAAUCCAACCAGCAAGUUUUAGUGCAACCGACGUUUUAUUAUUCUUAAUUAAAUAUGUAUCUUGUAACCGAUUUUUUUUGUAUAGAUAAACUUUUGCUUGAGAAAAAACAAACAUCAACAAAGUGUAAUUAUUUUUUUUUGUAUGCUUUACUUUUCACUUCUUGCUUUUCUCUCGUGAAGUCAAAAACGGGAGAAAAUUAUUCCGCAAUAUUUUUUUCUAAUUGAAAGGCAUUAAUAAGAUUAGCUAUGGAUACAUACUGAAAGACAUGGUUAAGUCAUAAAAUGAAGAUUGCAAGUUUUGAUAUUGAUUUGGAACGAAAAUAAACUAAGCUGUUGCAACUACUAUGGACGAAGAAAUAGGUAGUUAAGCAGAUAAAGAUUAAAAAAAAAUCGUAUAAUAGAUUUAAAUUAAGUGUGAGCUUGGUAAAUAAAAAAACAUUAAAACUCUAAAAAUAUAUUAUUAUAAAAGAAGUUCUCUCCCUUCCUCUUGAAAUAAUGUAAUUGAAAAUGCAGGGAUAUUUGUUUGAAGUGUUUUAGAAGAACUAAAAGAAUUUCUCCGUCAGACUCUUGACCUAAUGUCUUACUUUAAAGCCCUUUAGAUCAAACAGAAAACACAACCAAUUCUUUCUUCAUGUUUUAAUUACAACAUUUCAAAGUUUUACGUAUUUGACAUUUUGGAAAAACAUAUAAAAAUAAAUAAACCCAAUUGCCCCAAUUAUA